Australozyma saopauloensis is the source of this 1923-nucleotide messenger RNA. It is a transcript of the gene PAN3, whose product is annotated as Pan3p. The record is from RefSeq and is a predicted model, not a curated record. NCBI's taxonomy places the organism in Eukaryota, Fungi, Ascomycota, Pichiomycetes, Serinales, Metschnikowiaceae. Gene Ontology annotation, biological process: mRNA processing; nuclear-transcribed mRNA poly(A) tail shortening; protein phosphorylation. Gene Ontology annotation, cellular component: P-body; PAN complex. Bases 1 to 1923 code for a protein of 640 amino acids. Gene Ontology annotation, molecular function: poly(A) binding; protein kinase activity; ATP binding. The transcript has a single exon.
AUGUCACACCAAACCAACAGCACAGGCUCUCCUGCUGCCUUUGGCAAGAUUGUUUCCGACGCGAACUAUGCGUCACACAAAAGCCCGGCGGGCGCCUCCUCGGAGUCGAAGCGGAAGUUUAAUAUGAACACACCUUCGUUCCAGCCGUCUGUGCUGGGGCUUACAGGCAAGUUUGCUGCCCUCCUGCCGAAAUUGAAGGACAUCCCGACGUUUGUGCCCUCCGGCCUUGAGCAGUCUGCGUCCGGGAACGAUAUCUCUGCUUUUGGGUCGCGCAAGUUCAACGUGUCCACGCCUUCGUUCACACCCUCCAAUCCGUACGAUAACUUCAGUGCGACGUCUGGCGCUGCUGAGUUUUCUUUGGAUGGAUUUCACUCUCACGAGACAGCAAAUAGUGCCGGCGGGGACCAAUUGCACAUCUCGCAGAUCAAUCUGGCUGGCACGCCCAAAAUACAACAACAGAAUCCGUACUUGGCAAGCACAGGAACUCCUGGCGCUACGCCAUUGAGCUCCAAUGCCGCUUCUGCCUUUAUGUAUGGACUGGGGACGCCCAAUUAUCCGCUCAACUAUCACUUGUAUGCUCCCGCACCUCCUCCCAGAUUGGCGGCCAGUUUGAAUUCAUAUGAGACCAAUGUGAAUGCCAUGUUCAUUCCAAACGACCUUCGUGAGACCAUCACAAAACGCAAUGAAGCUACUCUUCAGACUUUGGGCCAUCUGUCCCUACCGGAUCAUGUUGGCAACUACCACUCGUUGGUCCCGAUCGACACUACAUUUGACCAAGUGUCUAAGGUAUUCGAGAAACCUAGUUCAGUCUACAAGGUAAUGUCUAACGUUGACGGACUCCCAUAUGCGUUGCGUAGAAUUGAGCUUGGUAACGAAGGUCAAAUCACCUCUGAGCUUGUUUUCCAAACAGUCAAAAAAUGGAGGCGUCUCAAUAGUCCUAAUGUGGUCCGGUUGAAGGACGCCUUUACUUCUGUAGCCUUUGAUAGCCAAGAGCCAUCACUAUGCUUGGCUUACGACUACUAUCCGCUCUCCAAUACUUUACAGGAACAGCACAUCACUCGUAAAUUGGGCGUUAAACUCGAAAGCAUUACCGAGGGACUUCUUUGGAACUACACCAUUCAACUCGUAAAUGCUCUAAUUACUAUUCACAAAGAUGGAUUGUAUGCUGGCAGGUCGCUAUCGAGCAGCAAAGUCAUCGUGACCAACAAAAACCGUGUCAGAUUAGCAGCCGUGUGCGUGGAUGACAUUCUCGAAUUCGAAACCGUUGAGGAGCGGGCGAAAACGGAGGGAAAGACAAAAACAAUCUUGGAGUUGCAGCAGCAUGACAUACGACUUCUUGGCAGUUUAUUGACAGAGCUCACGACGACCUGUCUCCCAGCUCUGUUACGUGGAGAGUUUGACGAGGAUCUUGUCUCCCGGUUGAAGACAUGCUCCAACAAGGUAUUCUCAGAAGACUGGAUUGAUGCUUUACGGAAAUUGAGCGAAGCUGAGACCGACUUUUCCCUCGAGGAUUUCUACAAGGAGCACCUCUCCCUUCGCGCUCUCGACCUACUUAACGGCCUUCAGGAUCUGAGCGACUACUUCGAGGGACACUUGCUGUCGGAGGUCGAAAAUGGACGGCUCUUCCGACUUUUGGCCAAACUCACAUCAUUGAUAGACCGCACAGAAAGAGAAGCCGAUAUCGGCGGCAACGCCUUUGUUCUCCGACUGUUCCGGGACUUUGUAUUCCAUGCGCGAGACGAGGCUGGAAAGCCUGCAGUGGACUUGACGCGAAUCCUCGUCAAUUUGAACAAACUCGAUGUCGGCGUUGACGAAAAAAUCCUCCUUGUGUCGAGCGAGGAGGACACAUGCAUGAUUGUUUCCUACAAAGAAGUCAAGGACAUUCUCGAGCUGAGCUUCCGGGCGGUUUAUCGAGGUGGAUAG